UCCAAGAUGGUUCCGGUCGCAAACAACGUCACGUGGGACCGAGGCGGGAAGCGUGCUGGGCGGCAAGGCCUCUGUUCAUUCCCUGCUCUGCGGAGCGGCGAUGGAAAAGUUUGCAAGCCCAGGCAAAGGCAACGGCCUGCGCCUUUUGAAGGCAGUGAAACCGGGCGAGUUGCUGUACCGCGCGGCGCCCUUCGCUUACAUCGUCAGCAAGAAGCGCCUGGGAGGCGCGUGCGAGCACUGUCUGCGCAGGAAGGAGCGGCUAUUUAGGUGUUCUCAAUGCAAAGUUGCAAGAUACUGUGGUGCGCACUGUCAGAAAGAAGCCUGGCUGGACCACAAACGGGAAUGCAAAUGUAUGAAGCAUAUUGACCCUAAUUUUCCUCCUGACUCAGUGAGGCUUGUUGGCAGGAUUAUUUUCAAAAUAUUAAGGCAAUCAGCAUGCCCAUCAGAAGAGCUGUAUUCUCUUUCUGAUCUUCAGUCAAAUGGUGAUAAGUUAAGUGAAGACAUGAAAGAAGGCCUCAGGCACCUUGCUAGGACGUUGCAGCUGUAUUUGAAGGUGGAAAUCCAAGAUGUUUCUCAGCUUUUGCCGGCCUUAGAUAUUUUUCAGAUCUUUGCAAAAGUGACCUGUAACUGUUUCAGCAUAAGCAACGGAGAAAUGCAGGAUGUUGGUGUUGGACUUUAUCCCAGCAUGUCCUUGCUGAACAACAGUUGUGAUCCUAAUUGUGUGGUCAUCUUCGAGGGUCCCCAACUCCACCUUCGGUCCAUCCAGGAAAUUCAGCUGGGAGAAGAGCUCACCAUCAGCUACUCUGAAACUGUAAUGCCCACUCCUGAACGUCAGCAGAAUCUGAAGCGCCAGUACUGUUUUGAAUGUGACUGCUUCAUGUGCUGCACGCAAAGCAAGGAUGCUGACAUGUUGGCAGGUGAUGAGCAAGCUUGGAAAGAAGCCAAAGAAGUUAUAAAUACAAUAGGAGCACCAAAGUCAUGCGAAGAGUGGGAGCAAGUUUUGUUGUCCUGCCAGACACUACUGAAAAGCAACACCUCUCGUCUCCCAGACACCAACAUCUAUCAGCUAAAAUUACUUGACCUCGCUAUGGAUGCCUGCAUAAACCUUGGCCUUUUGGAGGAAGCUUUGCAUUAUGGUAACAGAACUUUGGAACCCUACAGGUUUUAUUAUUCCGGCUUCCAUCCUUUGAGGGCUAUCCAGAUGAUGAGAGUGGGCAAGUUGCAGUACAGCCAGGACAUGUUCUCCCAGGCUCUUGAAACCCUGAAACAGGCUCAUGAUAUUAUGAAAGUGACUCACGGGACAGAGCAUAGCCUCAUGCAGGACUUGAUGAUGCUUAAAGAAGACUGUGAGGCUGGCAUGCCAUUCAAAUAAGGUGACCUGCAAGACACAACUUAGCCGAAGGAGAACAGAGAGAAGACCCUGAAGAAAAUAAAUAUCUUCCUUGACUAGACAUAUGGCAGUAAAAUUGCCAUAUGUAUUGAGUGGAUUUCCAUUGAUCUGAGUACUGCUAGGAAAAAUGGUCUAGUUGUUUUAUUGUGUAAUCUCUGCAUUAUUACUUCUGCUAAUUCUCCAAGUGAUAUUUCUUAACAGUUAGUAAUUCCAGCAGAAGCUGCUUCCUGCUGAGCAGUGGGUUGAAAAGACGUCAGGAAAAUUCCAAGUUACAAUUUGUUUAUAAUUGAAAACAUAGAAAAUACUAAUUCAUGUAAGUGCAUUAUUAGAUGGGUAUAAAUUAAAACUCGUACAUUCAAAUACCUUUUAACAUUGCAAGUACUUGAAUUCAGUUUCCUCAGUGUCCUUUCGUCCUACCCUAAAUUGCCACCUCCUCUUGGAGGUGUUGUCAUUUCCAGGUAUGCAAUUAUUUUUUGCAUAGCAUGCUUAUUAUUAGAUUAUUAAACAUGGAAACUCCAGAUACAAUUGAGAUGCAAACUUCUAACAGUGUCAUUUGUUAGCUGUUCGGAGUGAUUCUGCCCUGAGUGAUGUAUAAGCAUCAGAAAGGAAAGUAGAAAGACAGAUCAGCAGAAUAAAUUUAUUACUGAAUCAUCUGUGUUGUUCCUAUCUAGUAAUACUGCAGCAAAGUUUUGCCUCCAGUUGAUACAAAAGUUCUCAGAAUAAGGUCAAUCAGCCUGCAAAAACUACAGUUCUUGGUAUGUUUCCUACUGAAGGCAUUCCAUUAAAUGGGGAAGUUCUUACUUCUGAGUAAAUAUACCUAUAAUUGUGCAGUUAAUUUGUCAUUCUAAUACUAAGUGCUCAGUUUUGCAUUAUUGCCCAAUAAAGCCAUUUUUAAAUUUGUUUA
Messenger RNA from Python bivittatus (Burmese python), 2294 nucleotides. RefSeq names its product SET and MYND domain containing 3 (gene SMYD3). The record is from RefSeq and is a predicted model, not a curated record. Lineage: Eukaryota; Metazoa; Chordata; Lepidosauria; Squamata; Pythonidae. Gene Ontology annotation, molecular function: histone methyltransferase activity; protein binding. Gene Ontology annotation, cellular component: nucleus.